CAGGAUCUGCCAAGUCGGCCACAGUCUGGAAGUUUACGUCGUGUCGCGCGGUCGAUCAUUUCUUUUUUGAAACGGAUAGUACGCGGUAUUAGUCCAAGACUCAACAGGAACUUGCAAUCGAAUCAAGAGUUUAUCAUCGUAUCAAGCAGCUCAUUGAAAAUCGAGGCGUUCGAAAGUCAAUGAGCCAAGAAGCACCAGUGCACCCGAGAAUCGCUUCCCAGGAGUUCAUUCUUCGGUGUGAUAGUGUAGUAAGAAAGUGUGACAGCUAGAAAUCUCUAGUGAAGUUUAUCGAGCCUGAACAUAUAAAGCAAAAGCCAAGGUGAGCCCGAGGCGAACACGUAAAGCGAGGAACUUGAAAGCAACCAGAAAUGAUCUUAUUGAGCACUAGACACAAACUCAAACCAGUAAUAGACAGCUCUUGACGAUUGGGCUCAAGAAAAGAUCAUUUCCGGAGUACGCAGCAGAAGAACCAACUUUCGGAGGUAAAUCUAUAAUAGUGAACUAUCGCCAAUCACCACCCUAGGCAGAUCCUAAACACAACCAGGUUUGUCAAACAAACCGGAGGACAAACACUCGAAGCUUCGGGACCAUCAAGCUUCGAUUACCAUCCAAACUUUCCUCUUCGUGAUCAUUUACCCCAGCAGAAACGUUCAUUCUUGAACUUUUCCACUGCAAACGACGUCAACGUGCCCCCCUGUCAGAGGCUAUCGGAGAACUCCGCAGUACACGCAACUUAUCACGUCCUUUACCACCGAAGCAAUAAAUUAGUCCCACCAACUGACUAAAAUGGCACUCGACUUUGCUGCGGGAUGUCUUGGAGGAUGUGCCGGCGUCCUUGUUGGCUACCCGUUCGAUACGGUCAAAGUCCACCUGCAAACUCAGGACUACCGGAACCCAUUGUACAAAGGAACGCUGGACUGCUUCCGCAAAAUCAUUGCCAAAGAGAGUGUUCGUGGGCUCUAUCGUGGAAUGUCCAGCCCGAUGGCUGGCGUGGCAGCAGUAAAUGCUAUUGUUUUUGGAGUUUACGGGAACGUACAGCGGCGAACUGCUAACCCUGAUUCGCUGUAUUCUCACUUUUUGGCCGGGAGUGCAGCAGGGUUGGCACAAAGCUUCAUUUGCUCUCCGAUGGAGUUGAUCAAGACAAGACUACAGUUGCAGGAGAAUCUACCGAAGGGAGCUUUCAAGUAUAAAGGACCGUUGGAUUGCUCGCGCCACAUUUGGAGAGCCGAAGGAUGUCGCGGGCUUUUCCGAGGAUUGGGUAUCACUGCAGCUCGCGAUAUGCCAGGUUUCUCAAGCUACUUUGUAGCGUAUGAACUAAUGGUGCGUUCGGUAGCAAAUCCUUCGCCUUUUGUCAUCUUGAUGGCUGGUGGUCUCGCUGGAACCAUAUCUUGGCUGUUUACAUUUCCCAUAGAUGUAGUAAAGUCUAGACUGCAAGCGGAUGGCAUGUCUGGUAAGCCAAAGUACAAUGGAAUUGUAGACUGCUUGCGAAAGAGUCACGCUGAAGAAGGCAUCGCCUUUCUAUCCCGAGGACUAGCGUCAACAUUGCUACGAGCAUUUCCCAUGAAUGCCGUUUGCUUCUUAGUUGUGUCAUACGUUUUGAAAAUGUUUGACGAACCCAACCUAAGCGUGGAAUUGAAUCCAAAAGAACCUUUACUAAUGGUACAACAACCAGCUGGAGCGGUCAAAGUGACGCUGAACAAACGACAUCACGAACAACACGAUCACCACAUUCUGAACAUCAAGCAAAAUACAUUCCGGUUUCUGAGCUUCCUUGGAGCAUUUAGUGAAGCAGUUUGCUGCGCGGAAAUGGAUGAGCUGGCACACGAUUUACACCUUAAUGAAGACGGUGGCUAUUACUAUGCUAAACUUAACGAAUACCUGCAAAGUUCCAACCAAGAGUACUGUAAAAGAUUUCCAUUUUUAGACUAGUCUAUGUAGUGCCUUUUUCGUUAUGUAUUAGAAAAAAACCUCAGUGUCUUUAAUGUAUUGUUGAUCGAAAAUAAAGUUUUAAUAAAUUAUUUUUAAAA
Aedes aegypti (yellow fever mosquito) is the source of this 2027-nucleotide messenger RNA. RefSeq names its product mitochondrial basic amino acids transporter-like. The record is from RefSeq and is a predicted model, not a curated record. Bases 787 to 1929 code for a protein of 380 amino acids. The transcript has 3 exons. Gene Ontology annotation, cellular component: mitochondrion. Gene Ontology annotation, molecular function: high-affinity L-arginine transmembrane transporter activity. Lineage: Eukaryota; Metazoa; Arthropoda; Insecta; Diptera; Culicidae. Gene Ontology annotation, biological process: mitochondrial L-ornithine transmembrane transport.